AUGCUUCUCCUCGACUACGAAAACGUCCUGAUCCGGUCAGUGUUCACCGAGAAGUUCUCUGGUGCCCCUGCCACAUCCAUCGACCAGACCAUCUCCGACUUCGACGGCGUCACGUUCCACAUCUCGACUCCGGAAUCAAAGACCAAGAUCCUUCUCUCUCUCCAAAUAAAAUGCUUCAAGGACCUGGUCCAGCACGGCGCCGAGCAAGUCUUGCGGCGCGAGUACGGCGACUACAUGGCGCCAGUGGAGCCUGGCUAUGACUUCUCGGUCAUGGUCGACCUCGAGCAGCUACCGGCGGACAAAGAGGAGCGCGACGCGUUAGCAAUGAAGCUUGCACUGCUGAAGCGCAACGCCAUGGCGGCCCCCUUUGAGCAGGCAUACGAAGAACACUACAAGCUGAAAGAGGAGGCAUCCAAGUUCACUUCCGAGGAAGCCCCCCAAGGCGUGCAGGAAGGCGGCGAGGUCAAGGCCAUUCACUAUCGAGAUGAAGAGGCCAUAUACGUCAAAGCUAGCCACGACCGAGUCACAGUCAUCUUCAGCACAGUGUUUCGCGAAGAAACCGACCGGGUAUUUGGAAGAGUGUUCAUUCAAGAGUUUGUCGACGCGCGAAGGAGAGCGAUCCAGAAUGCGCCACAGGUUCUUUUCCGGAACGAUCCGCCACUCGAGUUGCAGGGAGUGCCAGGAGUGAAAAGCACCGGCACAGGCGAGAUUGGCUAUGUGACAUUUGUGUUGUUCCCGAGACACCUGACUCCCCAGCGAAUGCCGACUGUCAUUUCCCACAUCCAGACGUUCCGAGACUACUUCCACUAUCACAUCAAGGCAUCCAAGGCGUACAUCCACUCUCGAAUGCGGAAGCGCACCGCAGACUUCCUGCAAGUGUUGCGUCGCGCACGUCCUGAGAAUGAGGAGCGGGAGAAGAAGACUGCAAGCGGCCGGUCGUUCAAGGUGCAAGGAAGCUGA
Hirsutella rhossiliensis is the source of this 960-nucleotide messenger RNA. Its product is annotated as arp2/3 complex, 34 kD subunit p34-Arc domain-containing protein. Gene Ontology annotation, biological process: actin filament polymerization; Arp2/3 complex-mediated actin nucleation. The transcript is spliced from 5 exons. The record is from RefSeq and is a predicted model, not a curated record. Lineage: Eukaryota; Fungi; Ascomycota; Sordariomycetes; Hypocreales; Ophiocordycipitaceae. Bases 1 to 960 code for a protein of 319 amino acids. Gene Ontology annotation, cellular component: Arp2/3 protein complex; actin cytoskeleton. Gene Ontology annotation, molecular function: structural constituent of cytoskeleton; actin filament binding.